AUGGCGACCAUCGUCCCAACCUCUGAAGAAGAUCCUGCACUAGCGGUUGUCCGCUUCACCUCCGACCUUGCCUGGGCCGAUGCUGGUCCCGAGGUUGCGGAACCACAAGUUACCAGGCUUUGUAUGGAGGCCCAGGAAUGCAUGGUCGUAGGAAGAUGGUUGGACUUGGCUUCCUUGAUGCUAACUUCAGCUGACUUGUUAUUCUCCAAUGCCAAGGUGUCGGAGAAAGACCUUGAAUGCAUCUUCACUGUUAUUUGCAACCUUGUCACGAAGUCUCAAAACCCGAGUGAAGCUCUUGAGAUGGCUAAGCUGAUAUCGGCAAAGAUUGUUCAACAGCCAACUGAAAAGCCUGCACUGCGCUUAAAGAUCUUGUUCAAUCUGUACAAUCUUCUGGAGGAUCCAUAUGCACGAUUCUCUGUCUAUAUGAAGGCCUUGACUUUAGCAUUGAAUGGGAAGGUCGCUGAUCACAUAAUACCGUCACUCAAGAAGAUAGAUGGUUUCUUGAAAGAAUGGAAUCUUGAUGUCAAGGAUAGGAGAGAGCUCUAUCUCGCCAUCUCUAAUGCGCUCAAAGACAGUAAAAGCUCAACUAAGGAUGGCUUCAAAUUCCUGACAAAGUAUUUGACAACUUUCUCCGGUGAGGAUGCACUUGUGAUUGCUGAAGCCAAGGAGGAAGCUGUCCGUGCCAUUAUUGAAUUUGUGAAGGCGCCUGACAUGUUUCAGUGUGAGCUGUUAGAUAUGCCAGCUGUUGUGCAGUUGGAAAAUGACGCCACAUAUGCAUUGGUAUAUCAACUAUUGAAGAUAUUUUUGACUCAGAGGCUUGAUUCCUAUUUGGAGUUCCAAGCUGCGAAUUCUACCUUGCUAGAAACCUACAACCUUGUUCACGAGGAUUGUAUAGCAAAGAUGAAGUUGAUGUCAUUAGUGGAUCUCGCCUCUACCCCGUCUAGGAAAAUCCCAUAUGCUCUUAUCAAGGAUACACUUCAGGUUAGUGAUGAUGAUGUAGAAUUAUGGGUAGUAAAGGCGAUAACUGCCAAGUUGAUUGACUGUAAAAUGGAUCAGAUGAACCAAGUGGUGCUCGUGAGCCGCUGCAGUGAGCGCGUCUUUGGGCAGCACCAGUGGCAAGAACUUGGGGAGAAGCUUGCAACUUGGAGGGAAAAUAUUGCGAGUGUGAUAAAUACCAUCCAAGCUAACAAGAUAGUUGAAGAUGGAGUGCAACAGGUAGCGCAAGGCGUGGCAAUUCGGUAG
Messenger RNA from Linum trigynum, 1242 nucleotides. NCBI's taxonomy places the organism in Eukaryota, Viridiplantae, Streptophyta, Magnoliopsida, Malpighiales, Linaceae. The record is from the annotation of a GenBank genome assembly.